AUAAGUCAGCGGCUGAUCGCAUCACAACAAAGAUGGCUGCAGAGGAGAUGGAACCCACAACCUCCUAGAGCAGGAGCCCACCUCAAACUAAUCCAACGUUAAACAACGAAACGAACCCUAGCGGGUAUUGGCAGGGAGACUAGAGGAGCUAGCGGAGGAGAUCGAGGAGGUGUUGGGAGGAGAUCAAGAAGAUCGAAGAGGAGCAGGGAGGACAUCGGAGAGGUGUCGGGAGGAGAACGAGGAGGAGCAGGGAGGAAAUCGAGGUCAAGGAGGUGUUGGGAGGAGAUCGAGGAGGUGCUGGACAGCAGAUCGAGGAAGUGGUACUGGGAGGAGACCGAGGGGCAGAUGGAGGCGGCCGGAGCGUCCGAGGAGCGGAGGAGGAGCGUUUGUAUCCUGGGCUCGGAGCUGGUGGAGAACUACACCGUGUACGUCAUCCAGGUGACCGACGGGGCGCACCGGUGGACCGUCAAACACCGCUACAGCGACUUCCACGAGCUGCACGAGAAGCUGAGUGCUGAUUGGCAGGUGGACAAGCAGCUCCUCCCCCCUAAGAAGAUGCUGGGGAAGAACUCUCCGGGCCUGGUGGAGAGGAGGAGGAGGGAGCUUGAGGUCUACCUGCAGACGCUCUUCCUGCGCCUCCUCAGCUCCGCCACGCCCCCCCCCCUCGCCUCCUUCCUGCACUUUGACCUCUAUGAGAGGAGUGGGGUCGCAGCGGCGUUGGCUGAGGCGCUGUUUCACAGAGGUGAGGACCUGCUGGCGGGGGGUCAGGUGUACUGCCUGCGUCCGCUCCAGCUGCACUCGGUCUGGGAGCAGCUGCACCUGUCCACCCCCAGCGGACCGGAGCUCCACACACACCUGGCCCACAUCCUGGACUUCACCUGCAGGCUGCGCUACCUCAAGAUCCAGGGAACGCAGGGACCAAUAGGAACCAGCAACAUCCAGGAGAGUAGCUUGACCUUUGACCUGUCCAUCUUCAAAUCACUGCUGCAUGCAGAGGUGAGUGAGUGCUCCUCCCAGCAGAUCCAGGGUCUCCCCAGCCUCCGAAGGACCCUGGUCACCUGCAGCGUCCACCACACCACCCCCUCAAUGAUGGCCAUCCUGGCUCCGGAGGCCAGUGAGUUUCCCCAGUGGGAGGCGGAGUCAGCAGAAGGGGCGGGGCCUGGGUCACAUGUGACGGCCGUUAUUCCUCUGUGGAGCAAACUGACCACCCUGGACUUAAGCCACAACACCAUCACAGAGAUAGACGCCUCCGUGAAACUGGUUCCAGAAGUGGAGUUUCUGGACUUGAGUCACAACCAGCUGCAGUCAGUAGACCACCUCCAGUACCUGUACAACCUGAUCCACCUGGACCUGUCCUACAACUCCCUGGAGGUCCUCCAGUCGGCCCACACCCGCCUGGGGAACAUCCAGACCCUCAACCUGGCCGGCAACCGCCUGGAGACGCUUUCUGGCCUCAACAAGCUGUACUCCCUGGUCAACCUGGACCUCAGCCACAACCUGAUAGCACAGCUGCAGGAGGUGCGCAGUGUAGCGGGCCUACCGUGUCUGGAGAGGCUGUCGCUGACCCACAACCCCCUCUGCUGCUCCCCGGACUACCGCACCCGGACCCUGGCUCUGUUCUGGGACCGUGCCGCAGAGGUGUGCCUGGACGGCGCGGCCCCCUCUCAGCAGGAGGUGGACACGGUGGAGGUGCUGAAGGCCAUCCAGAAGGCCAAGGAAACCAAAGACAAACUCCACAGCGGCGGAGACAAGAGGGUGGCGGGAGAGCCCAGCCUGUCUCCUUUAUCUGCGGCUCCUCCAGUCGUCUCCUCCUCCCCCUCCUCUCCCCCCUCUCUCCAGAAGGCCUACUGUUCUAGCCAAGAAGUGAGGAGCAGAGAAGAAGAAGUAGUUUGCCCCCGCCUCGUCUGCCCCGAUGCCUCCUCCCUCCUCCCCUCACAGAUCCCGCCCUCUGCUGUCUGUCCGUCUCCCCUCGCGUCCAAUCCCUCGGCUCCGUGCUGCAGUCCUGGAGGCGGAGCUACAGAUGCAGCCAGAAGUCCUCAACCUGAAGACGCCUCCAGUAGCUCCUCCCUCUCCCUCUCCCCCCACCUCUUCUCCCUCCCCUCCCCUCUCCUCUGCCUCUCCUCCCCCCUCCUCUCCCUCUCCUCCAACAAAGACUUCAUUACCCAGCUGUCCCUCUGCCUGGCCUUGGCCUUGAGCCAGCAGGAGGAGCAGCAGGAGGUGGAGGAGGAGGUGGUGCAGGAGGUGCAGCAAGAGGAGGUGCAGCAAGAGGAGGUGCAGCAAGAGGAGGUGCAGGGGGAGCUGACAUCUGAGCACAGAGAUGUUGUGUUGCCUCCUGCUGGGUGCCCCAGGUCCAGCCCCUGCUCCAGGGACGGGUACUUUGAGAUGGGUCUGGGGGAGUCCUGCUCCCCCCUGAGCCCCGCGGAGACGCAGCCCAGAGCCAGAGACGUGAGGUGGUGCUUCUGGGUGGAGGUGGAGGAGGAGGAGAAGGGGAAGAAGGAGGAGGAGGAGGAGAAGGGGAAGAAGGAGGAGGUGAACGAGGAGAAGGAGGAGGAGGAGGAGCGGAAGGAGAUGCAGCAGAAGGUGGGGUGCCUGGUGUUCACUGACCAGCACCUGGGUCUCUUCUCCUUGUCAGCUGACAGCCACUGGGCCAAUCACAACGCAGACCAGGAGGCGCGCCCCGGCGCGGAGGAGCUGGUGUCCGGUCUGCAGAAGGAGUUCCUGCUGCCCUACGAGGAGGUGGUGUUCUCCUCCCUGCUCCCGGAGCCAUGGGUCACCCUGGGGGUCCGGUCCGGACCCACCCAGCUCUGGUUCAUCUGCCCCGCCCCCCAGGACACGCCCCUCUCAGCCCUCAUCCAGGCCAAGCUUCCCGUCAGCCCUGAGGUGCCGCCACUCACUACCCAGAAUCCUCAGCUGCUGUGGUCGCUCCUCAGCCCCUGGGAGCAGCAGGAGGUGCGCGGAGGAGGGUACCUCGCCCACCUGCUCCUCCCUGCCUCUGGCUCCUCCCCCUGCCCCGCCCCCCUCCUGACAGACAUCCUGAACCAGGGGGAGGCUCCCUCCAGGACCCCCGCCCUCCUCUUCCUCACCCCCCGACACCUGUGUGUGGUGAAGGUGGACUUCAGCGCUCUGGCGGCCCAGACGAGGAGCAGCACCUCCUCGUCCUCCUCGUCCUCCUCCUCCUCGUCCUCCUCCUCCUCCUCCUGGAGCAGGGUGACCCGGGUACCUCUGGGCGCCGUGGUCCUCCUGCCUCGACACCGCCCGGACGGACCCCGACACAAACACAGGGCUGGCCAUGUGGUGGAGGUGGUGCUGGGCGGCUGGAGGCUGGGCAUGGUGUUCCCUCUAGCCCAAGACAGGCUCUCCUUCCUGGGGGAGCUGGGAGCCAGGACAGCCACUCUGGAGGGUCUGAGGACCCUGGCUCUGGUCAGACCCCCCGCACUGCAGCCAGACGCUGCCCAGACCGCUGUGGACCGUCCCAGCUCUGAGCUCCAGAGGCUGUCGGAGGAGAACCAGCCCCCAGCCCACCUGCUCGCCGGCCUCUCCCCAGGACAGGCGCUCCUGGCUGGGCUACCUGGCCCGGCGCUGCAGGCGCUCUUCAAGAGCUGCAUAGCUCAGUGGGAAGGUGAGGAGGUGAGACAGGUUUUAUGGCUGUCUGUUAUCUUCUACAUAUCUCCGGAGACUGAGGUCACUUCCUGUCUGCUGCUGUCCAACAAAGCCAUCUACUUCCUUUUGGAAGACUCUGCCUCCUCGCUUAGCCUUUCGUCUGAAUGGGACAUAGCGGACCAGAGUGACCCGGAGCUGUGUCUGUGUGUCUGUGUGUCCAUCAGCCUGUCCGACCUGCUGUCCGUCAACGUGGGCCUGUUCGACCAGUACUUCCGCCUCAUAGGAGGCAGUGCGUGCCAGGUGGUGUGUUGUGUGAGCAGGGACAGCUACGGGACGUCCUGCUUCCUGAAGGAGCUGAUGUCAGCCCUCAGCCUGGACCGGACCCGGCCGGACCCGGAGCCGGCGGAGCAGGACUUCUACACCCAGUUCACCAGCACCACCUCAGGUAAAAUGCAGAACUACGAGCUGGUCCACAGCAGCAGGGUGAGGUUCAUCUACCCCAACGAGGACGAGAUGGGCGACCUGACCUUCAUAGUAGCCGACCGGAAGAGCCCCGCCUCCUCGUUCAACAUACUGCUCUACCUCUUGGUGUUCCAGGUCCAGGUUUCAGAUCUUCCAGAAAGAACAGGCCACGCCUAUCAAGACCAUGGCUCCACCCCCGCGCCGUGGCUCCACCCCCGGACCCUGGUUCUGACCGCCUCCCACAUCUUCCUAUUGGACGAGGACUAUGUCAGUUAUCCCCUGCCUGACUUCGCCAAGGAACCGCCCUGCAGGGAGCGCUACCAGGUGCGCGAGGCCCGCAGGAUACGGGACGUGGAGCGGGUGUUGCUGGGGUACCAGACGUACCCCCAGGCCCUGACCCUGGUCCUGGACGAGCUGCCCGGACCCGACCUGCUUCCCCCGCUCCACGUGGACCACUUCAGCCGGGGGGAGGGGCCUAGCCCCGGGGGCGGGGCCGGGGGCGGGGCCCAGGAGGUCACAUGGUGUAUCUUCGUGCCGGCGGCCGACAGCCGGGAGCGUCUGGUGGCACUUCUGGCCCGCCAGUGGGAGGCGCUGUGCAGCCGCGAGCUGCCGCUGGAGCUCACCGGCUGAUUGGCUCCCCAGGAUUAUACUAGUUCCUGAUUGGCUCCCCAGGAUUAUACUGGCUGAUGAUUGGCUCACAGGAUUUUACUGGCUGCCCAUUGGUUCCCCAGGAUUCUACUGACUGCGCAUUGGUUCCCCAGGAUUCUACUGGCUGUUCAUUGGUUCCCCAGGAUUCUACUGACUGCGCAUUGGUUCCCCAGGAUUCUACUGGCUGUUCAUUGGUUCCCCAGGAUUCUACUGACUGCGCAUUGGUUCCCCAGGAUUCUACUGGCUGUUCAUUGGUUCCCCAGGAUUCUACUGGCUGUUCAUUGGUUCCCCAGGAUUCUACUGGCUGUUCAUUGGUUCACCAGGAUUCUACUGGCUGUUCAUUGGUUCCCCAGUAUUCUACUGGCUGUUCAUUGGUUCACCAGGAUUCUACUGGCUGUUCAUUGGUUCACCAGGAUUUGACUGGCUGCUCACUGGCUGUGGGGCUGUGUCUCAACAUUGAUUGGCUGUGUCGAGCUGUGGCCGUGAGCUUAAACAAUGGAUCGACGAUGAAAGCGGCCCUGAUUGACAGCUGCACGAGCCAACAGAAUCUGCAGAAGACAGAAAGACGGACUGUGUUUUUAACUUGGACUUAUUCUGAAACGUAACCAGUGCGUGUGUCUGUGUGUGCAACUUUCAUAAAAUAAUGGUCUUAAGGAAUAUUACUGUGGAUACAAAAUAAUUUGUUAUUAUUAAUAUUAUUGUUUACAAUGUGGAUUUCCAGCCCAACGAUGAUUUUUUAACUUAUUUUAUAAUAAAUUAUCAGUUAACUGGU
This is a messenger RNA of Gadus macrocephalus (Pacific cod), 5482 nucleotides long. It is a transcript of the gene nisch, whose product is annotated as nischarin. The record is from RefSeq and is a predicted model, not a curated record. Lineage: Eukaryota; Metazoa; Chordata; Actinopteri; Gadiformes; Gadidae. Gene Ontology annotation, cellular component: cytoplasm. Gene Ontology annotation, molecular function: protein kinase binding; phosphatidylinositol binding. The transcript is spliced from 29 exons. Bases 346 to 4692 code for a protein of 1448 amino acids.